AUGCAAAAGUCUCUCCUCCAGCAGCAGUAUUCCGAGCGUCAGCAGCCCUCAGCGCAGCAGCCGCACAUGAUGCAACAGUUUUCGAGCCAGCAAUCUCCAGUUGGGCAUAUUCCUGAGAAGCAACAUUUUCCGCUGUAUAAUCCUGUGGUACAGCAACUUCCAGUGCGUCAUUCUCUUAUGCAGCAUUCACCGACAAUGAAACCUCCGAUUUAUCAUCCUCCGAGGCAGCAUUGUUCGAUGCAGGAACCUCUACAGCAGGAUUAUUCAAGUCAGCAGCGUCCAGCGCAUGACCCCACAACUUCUGAAUUUGUACAGCUAAGUUCGAAUCCAAACGAGCAAGAACUGAUGCCCACACAGCGUCAGCUCACCUCACGUCAAUCUUUAGCUCGUGAUCUUCCAACGUUUUCUGAAGAUCCAGCUGAAUGGCCGAUAUUUAUAUCCAAUUUUGAAUACACGACGAAGACAUGUGGGUAUACAGAAGGAGAAAACAUGGUUCGCCUCCAACGAUGCCUGCGUGGUCGAGCGCUGGAGUGUGUUCGAAGUCGUCUUGUUUUCCCGACAGCGGUUCCACAAGUGAUUGAGGCAUUACGUAUGAGAUACGGACGUCCAGAGCUGCUAAUCAACGCUUUGUUGCAGAAGGUCCGAGCAACUCCCGCUCCUCGUGGAGAUAAGCUGGAAGCCCUUAUCGAGUACGCGAUGGUUGUUCAAGAAUUGUGUGAUCAUAUUGAGGCAGCGAAUGAAACAGCGCACUUAUCAAACCCAACUCUUCUGCAAGAGCUUGUCGGGAAGUUACCCGCGGAUCAGAAGCUGAUGUGGGCCGGCUUUAAACGUGGACGACCAGUGGUAGACCUGAAAAAGUUCAGCGAGUACAUGACGGGAGUAAUGCAGGAUGCGUCAAGUGUAGUCCUGUAUGAUUCGGAUUCCCGGAAAAGCAGUGGCAGAGAGAGAAUGAAAACGUACGUUAAUUCACACUUGGCUAAUGUUGAAGAGACACCUGCUUCGACGACGGCACAAUCCAAGCCUAGUGGAUGUUUGCAUUGCGGAAAGGAGGGUCACAAGCUUCGUGAGUGCCAUGCGUUCGGAGCGCUCUCCAUUGAUGAUCGUUGGCGACGAAUUCGAACACUGAAGCUGUGUCAAAUAUGUCUGUUUGAUCAUGGUAGAAGAGCAUGUCGUAGUAACAGCAAGUGCAACGUGAAUGGUUGUCAGUUUAAGCAUCAUCCUUUGCUUCACGGAAAAUCAACGACUCCUACAACUCAAGUGGCGAAUAAUCACAUUCAUCGACUUUUGGAUUCCGUUGUUCUGUUCCGUAUAGUACCUGUGACGCUAUAUGGAAAGACGGGGAAAAUCAACACCUUCGCUUUUCUGGAUGAAGGCUCGUCAUUGACUCUUAUUGAGGGUGCACUGGUGGCGCAACUAGGGUUGACAGGAAAUCCACAUCCACUUUGCCUGCGGUGGACGGGAAACACGUCACGCAUAGAGAAGGAGUCGCAGACUGUGACGAUCGCAAUAUCCGGUGUGCAUCAGCAACGCCGUUACCAGUUGGUAAAUGCUCGUACGGUUAAUAGUUUGGACCUCCCAACGCAAUCUUUCGACUUUGAGGAGGCCGCAAAGAGAUUCGCUUACCUCGAACAACUGCCGUUUCAAAGCUAUCGUAACGCUAAACCAGAGCUUUUGAUUGGAUUAGACAAUUUGAAACUUGCUGUGCCGUUGAAGACAAGAGAAGGCGAUGGAUCUGGGCCAAUUGCCGUAAAAACACGAUUAGGUUGGUGCAUCUAUGGAAGACGAGAUUCACGAGCCAAUGAAGGAUUCAGCUUCCAUAUUUGCGGAUGUACGGGAAACGACGAAUUACACGAAACAGUCAAACAGUUUUUCGCAGUAGAGGACAACGGAGUAAGGCAAAUCGGGAUCUGUCCUAGCGCGGAGGAACAGCGAGCUCAAGAACUAUUAGAAAAAACAACGAAGCGUAUCGGAAGGCACUUCGAAACAGGACUUCUCUGGGCAAAUGACGACAUUGAGUUACCCGAUAGUUACAGCAUGGCGUUGCAUCGGUAUCAGUGUCUUCAACGAAGAAUGGACCGCAAUCCGGAUCUUCGCGAGAAUAUCAGUCGUCAAAUGGAAGAUUAUGUGAAAAAAGGUUACGCACAUCGAGCGACUCCUGCUGAGUUGGAGAAUACUGAUCCCAGGAAAAUUUGGUUUUUACCAUUAGGAGCAGUAACGAAUCCAAACAAGCCUGGAAAGGUACGCCUUGUUUGGGACGCGGCGGCCAAGGUCUCUGGUGUAUUUUUGAACAGUGUAUUACUGAAAGGACCAGAUCAACUGACACUAUUGCCUGCUGUCUUGUUCCGAUUUCGUAUGUACUCCAUAGCAGUUAGUGCAGAUAUAGAACAGAUGUUCCAUCAGUUGAGAAUCAUAUCAUGCGAUUAG
Molecule: messenger RNA, 2424 nt
Organism: Toxorhynchites rutilus septentrionalis
Lineage: Eukaryota; Metazoa; Arthropoda; Insecta; Diptera; Culicidae
Exons: 1
Coding region: 1-2424 (807 amino acids)
Molecular function (GO): nucleic acid binding; zinc ion binding
Source: RefSeq, a predicted model, not a curated record